AAGACUUUAAGAAUUCUUCCCUUGGAACACGUCCAAAGACUCCACAUGCAAAUCUCUUUCGUCCCAAAUUGCCACCAACCGUUGAGCCCCACGUAGCCUCUCUUUCGCACGACUACAUAACACUUUGUCUCCGUUUUCCAAAUGUCUCUGUCAAGGUAAAAAAGGUCUGACAGCACAGAACUUGAUCGCCUUCUGCACCUAUUUCAGUUUUCAAAAUUGAAAUUUUCUCAACCACCCUAUUGAUUUUUAACUCAUUUCUCUCCACCCAGAACCUCAACAAAAGAAUCCCAGGAAAAAAAUUGAAAAAGCUGGAGAAUCAGGAGCGGAAGACAAGCCUAAGCUCUUGUUCAGUCGAAGUUAUAUUGUUCAUUUUUUUUUGAGCUAUCUAAGGGUUUAUGGAACGAACCCAUGUGAUCCUUAUCCUUGAUUCUUCAUAAAAGAGGGAAUCAGAAGUACCCAGAUUUAAAUAUUUCAUCUUUUGCCCAAACCAUAAUAUUGUUUUUGAACCGAAAUUUUUUAGAAGGCUGUUUCAAAGAAGAGAAAUUAAGAAAUUUGGGGCUGAACCCGUUUGAGCUAGAUGCAGGAAAUAUUAGAAGAGGAGAGAAAAUCAAGUGUUUGGCAGCAAAACUAGAUCUUGAUUUCCCUUGAACAGUUUUGUGUUCUUGUUUUUAUUGGGCGUUUAGUGAUUGUUUGCUUAAUGGAAUCACCAUUAUCACCCAUUUUGAUCAAUCGAUGCCUUGUUUUCACCUUUUUUGCUCUUUUUAAUCAGUUAAAUUCACAAAUUAAUGCAAAUAUAAGCCCUCCACCGCCUCUCCCACAACCUCCGGCGACUCCACCACCACUAGCACCGCCACCACCAUCUGAUGGAUUACGCCCAGUUCCACCUCCUGAAUCACAAUCCCCAGCAGAAACGCCGUUGAAUCCCGCCCCGCUGCCGCAUGCGCAAUCGCUCCCCAAUGCCUUAUCUGAUCAAAUCAACAAAUCCCCAGCAAUUUUUCAGUUUGGUGUAGUGGGGUUCUUGGCGUUCAAGAGAAGGCAGCUUUUACAAAUCACUGACAGAUAUGGAACUUGCUCUGCUUGAAAUUUAUUACUAUAAUUUUUUUGUUAUAGGUUUUUUGGAAGUUUGUCAUAUCGUUGCUCCUUUGUUUGGGAAAUCGAAUUAUAAUGUGGAAGGUUAUUGAUUGAAUUGGAUUGGAAUGAGUUUAUGGGAUGUCAGGAUUUUAUGGGAUUGGAUUCAGAUUCUUUGAUAAUGAGCUGCUAAGGGCAAGGCAAUGAAGGAUUGAUGAAUGAUGGUACAUAUAAACAAAUUGAGUGUGAAGCAUUGGUGUCUUCAUUGAGUUCUCUGUACAAAAAAGGGCAUAUUGGCAUUUUGUUCAUCAUGUUAUAUAUUUUCAUUUCAGUUAUGCGGUUUUGUCUACACGGCUGAUAAUUUAAGGCUGGAGAAACCCUUUUCCCUACAGUUGUGUGUUCUUGAACGUUGUUAUAUUUGUCAGCUAACUGUGUGACUUAAUGAUAAAUAGAGAGGUCAUCUAAGGAUCACAAUGACAGUAUUUAGUCACUUUAAAUGCUUGUUAUUUUGAUUCGCAUCUCUUAAAGACUUGUGUCAUGUUUAAGACGCAUUCUGAAUCAUUUUUGUGAAAAUUGUUGCUAUUUUUCCUGUCCA
Molecule: messenger RNA, 1663 nt
Organism: Mangifera indica (mango)
Lineage: Eukaryota; Viridiplantae; Streptophyta; Magnoliopsida; Sapindales; Anacardiaceae
Product: sulfated surface glycoprotein 185-like
Exons: 2
Coding region: 698-1081 (127 amino acids)
Source: RefSeq, a predicted model, not a curated record